UCUACUGAGUCACUCAAGUAGUCAAGUGGCAUUCCGAGUCACUUGAGUCUGGCUUGAAAUGGGCUCAAAGAACUAAGGCGUUCUCUUUUCUGGAUUCUCCCGGUCUUCAGCGCUCUGGGUACCAGAAGAGGGGCGUAAAAAGGGAGCCCGCAGCCUCAGUCCUCAUCCGGGGACCUGACUGGCAGGUUUCUUUAAAGCCUCGGUCCCCUAUUGUCCCCAUACUUCCCCGGGGCGUUCAUCUUUGCAGUCUCUUUCUACGCAGUCCUUAUGUCAUUUAUCUAAACAUAGCUCAUCCCUAAUAGAUUCUGGUGUCGUUCCUCAGCUUGUUUCACAUCCUGGAAACAAGUGUCUCGAAGUAGUGGGAGUUGAGGAGAGUUCAUUUAUUGCUGACUGACCCUGAAGACUAUGCGCACAGUCCCUCUGGUGAAACCUUGGGAAACUGCGAUAUGUUAAAGACCCUCAGGAGAAAAAAAUUUAAGUGUCAUAUCGUUAAAUGACAUUCAAAAGUCAACCAACUAACCAUUUAGCCCCGAUGAGUUUUAAAGACAGCAAACACAAAAGACCAGGAAGAAGUUUCUUCACUUCCUGGAACGGCGCCGGCUAGCUGGUUUUGGGGGUGGGCUGGGGGCUGAAACCUUCUCGCACCUUUUGCCUCUUCUCCCCACCCCCCAGGAUCCAGAAAGCGAAGAUCAGAUGACAGUGAGGAUCUAUCUGUACCAGGCUUGGAUCAAGAUGAACCUGCAUGAGCAGGUUUACCUCCGGGGAGUCUAGAGAUUAGGGGCACCCUUGACUGGAGCAGAGCCAGGCCGGGCUAAGGAGGGCUAAGGAGGCUGCGCCUGAGCACUCCCCGCCUCCGCGCUGUCUGCCGUCGGGCCCCGCCCGGCGCAGCCCUAACGCAUGCACCGGAGUGUGUAAGGCACAUCCGGGUGUCAGAAGCAGGAGGCCGUGGGUUUAGGGGUUCAGGAGAGAGUCUUGGGAAACCUAGGCAACGCGCCAACUCCAAGCCACAAGCGCGAGCACCUGCACAGCACUGAGUUCAGACGAGCGCACCAGUCCAACCCCCUGCCGGCUCGCUUUGGGAACCACCAGAAGGAAGCAGAUCUUCUUACAACUUAGUGUGACAAUGCUGGCUGCGCGUAUCUCCAGACCCCUGUCACAGCUCCCAGGAAAAGCCCUAAGUGUCUGUGACAGAGAAAAUGGGACAAGACACACACUGUUGUUUUACCCAGCAUCCUUCAGCCCUGACACUCGUCGGACCUACGCCAGUCAGGCUGAUGCGGCUAGCGGCAAAGCCAUCCUGAUUACAGGCUGUGACUCUGGAUUUGGGUUCUCGUUGGCCAAGCAUCUGCACUCAAAAGGUUUUCUUGUAUUUGCUGGCUGUUUGAUGAAGGACAAAGGUGAUGCCGGGGUCAAGGAACUGGACAGCUUGAAGAGUGACCGACUGAGAACUAUCCAGCUCAACGUGUGCAACAGUGAAGAGGUAGAGAAGGCGGUGGAGACCAUCCGCUCUGGCCUGAAGGAUCCUGAGAAGGGAAUGUGGGGCCUGGUUAACAAUGCAGGCAUCUCAACGUUUGGGGAGGUGGAGUUCACCAGCAUGGAGACGUAUAAGGAGGUGGCUGAAGUGAACCUCUGGGGAACCGUGCGCACAACAAAAUCCUUCCUUCCUCUUCUCCGAAGAGCCAAAGGCCGCGUGGUUAACAUCAGCAGCAUGCUGGGCCGCAUGGCCAAUCCAGCCCGCUCACCGUACUGCAUCACCAAGUUUGGGGUGGAGGCUUUCUCUGACUGCCUGCGAUACGAGAUGCACCCUCUGGGUGUAAAGGUCAGCGUGGUGGAGCCUGGUAACUUCAUAGCUGCCACCAGUCUCUACAGCCCCGAGCGCAUCCAGGCCAUUGCCAAGAAGAUGUGGGAUGACCUGCCUGAGGUCGUCCGCAAGGACUAUGGCAGGAAGUACUUCGAUGAAAAGAUUGCCAAGAUGGAGACCUACUGCAACAGUGGUUCCACAGAUACGUCCUCUGUCAUCAACGCUGUCACACACGCCCUGACCGCUGCCACCCCUUAUACCCGCUAUCAUCCGAUGGACUACUACUGGUGGCUGCGCAUGCAGGUCAUGACCCAUUUUCCCGGCGCCAUCUCUGACAAGAUCUACAUACACUGAAGAGCUGAAGAGGUCCCUGCCCUCCACCAGGGAACCCGGUGGGAGGGAGAAGGAUGAGGGGAGGGAGUUCAUACAGUUACCUUUUGAUCAGCCAUUUAUUGUGGAUUAUCCACUGCCUUAGGAAGACCUGUUUUAACCUUACGUGUUCAAUGUGGUGAAUGGUUUGGGCCUUCACAAAUAUGGGGGCACAGGUGGGUGGCUCUAAACCUCAGGGCCAAUAUGGUGCUUCUAUCUAUCUAUCUCCAGUUGAUUUUAUAUGAAUAUUUGUGGGGAAAUAUCUUUAUAUUAAAGACAGAUUAUUAGAAUAGAAUCCAAAAUCAUUUUAAAGCCAAAAUAUCCAUUUAAACUAUGUAUCCCAUUUGAUCCUUAAGUAAGUCUCAUGAGUAAACAGCAGAAUUUUUUUUUCUUGUGUGCUUGAAAGAAUUUGAAGAUCACAGAGGAUGUAUGAGACACCUCUUUCGUUGCAUCCAAGGGGUCCCACUAGUGUUCUGGCAAAAGCAAAUCACAUUUGUGUUCCACAGACACUUGGACCCAUCAGUCUCAGAACCAACCCUCUGACCAAGUCUGUAUCUUCUGAGCCAGUCACACCAGAGGGCACUGUGUGCUGUGUCUCUGUGUGUCCAUGGCACUGUGUGACUGGUGGCCGGCAGCCAGUGACGCUCAGCUGGCUGUGGGUGGAGGACCUAGAGAUUUUCAGCUGAGAUUUCGACACUCUUUAAAGACUCAGGUUAGAUCUGGGUGGGCAUGCUGGUUGGCUAAGAGUGCAGCUUGGUUUUGCCUAGGACAGGGUUGGUGCUAUGCUCAGUGCUACAGACAGACCAGUGGUGCCGAGGGUGGGCACCGAGGUACUUCCCCAGCAACGGGUCUAGAUGCCUGGUUGUCUUUUUAAUUAAGCUGAGACGCUGCUAGGUAGCCUGUGUUGCCAAUCAAGGAAUCUUUGAAUUUGAAGGAUGCUUGUCCCUGAAGUUUCCCAGGGUCUGGGUAUUUGGAUCCAAACCAAAUACCACCGUGUUCCAGGUGCCAGCAAGUCCUGGGCUGGGUAUUUAAGUGCCAGCUUUACACGUUUGUGCCUCUUGCUGCAAAGUCUAGUACGGCCACUAGAGGGAGCCCUGCCUCCUCAGCUAGAGCCUACUCAGGCUCUGGAGUUUUGGUUCACUCAAGCUUGAGGUCUUUCCAAGAGGGUUUGUCCACCUACUUGGACACUGCCUGGAACAAAGAGAGAAGCAAAGUCCCCUUGGAAACUGAUCCUACACUCCUGGCAGCUGUGUAUCCUGACACUGGAACCCAGAGCCAGGAGAAAGCAAAGGAACCUGGACAGCCACAGCAGGGUGCAGGCAGUGCUGAGGCAAGGAGGGUCCCACAGAGCAAAUUCAGCCCUUUUGGGCUUUUAACCCUCUGGGUUCAAACAGAGGUGCACUGUUCUAGCUCCCGUCUUCAGAGCAAGACAGAUAGGGCCUGGGAGGGGAGGAGAGAGGGAGCCAGGGCCCAUAGAGGGACUCCGGAGUUUACCUAACAGUGGGAUGCAUUUGUACCACAGAGCCUGCCUCCUGUUGGAGCCUUUCAGUCGCAUUGUACACCUUGGGAGAAUUUGUAUUCACAUUCAAUAAAGAGAUUGGGUGUAAGUG
Arvicanthis niloticus (Nile rat) is the source of this 3780-nucleotide messenger RNA. It is a transcript of the gene Bdh1, whose product is annotated as 3-hydroxybutyrate dehydrogenase 1. Gene Ontology annotation, molecular function: 3-hydroxybutyrate dehydrogenase activity. Gene Ontology annotation, biological process: steroid metabolic process. Lineage: Eukaryota; Metazoa; Chordata; Mammalia; Rodentia; Muridae. Gene Ontology annotation, cellular component: intracellular membrane-bounded organelle. The record is from RefSeq and is a predicted model, not a curated record.